CAGUAUGCGGGGUCACACUUGUUCGGGAGACGUCGGCCGAGGCGUCCGCCACCACUACCGUGGCUUCGAACGACAUAAGAGUCAAUCUCACCUCUUUGAACCUCACCUCAAAUAUUUAUACCUCUCUCAUCAUCACAUAUUUAGCCCUCCAAAGUCCAAACACGAACUCACCCAAUCCGCAAACAUGUCCGACCCGCUCCCAAAACUAAUCACCCUGGAAGAACACUUCGUCGCAAAAGAUCUCUUUACAGAACUCUCCGACAUAUACUCAGAACAGCUCAAACACCUCCCCGAGGUAUCAUCCCGCCUCCAGGACGUCGGGCCCCUCCGCCUCGCCAACAUGGACGAAACCCGCAUCAGCCUGCAAAUCGUAUCCCACGCGCCCGGCCUCGGCCCCCGUGCCCCGCACUUGAGCCGUCUCGCAAACGACCACCUCGCGGCCGCCGUACGCGCCAACGCCACCCGCUUCGCAGGCUUCGCCGUGCUACCGAUGGCCGACCCAGACGCCGCGGCGGCGGAACUCCGGCGCUGUGUACGGGAGCUGGGGUUCGUCGGCGCGUUGGUGGAUGCGCAUGUGGAUGGACAACACUACGACGACAGACGCUUCUGGCCCGUCUUCAAGGCGGCGGAGGAGCUCGACGUGCCGGUGUACUUACAUCCUACCUACCCCUCGGAGAGCCAGCGGCCCGCGUACGAGGGCAACUUUGACCCCGGCGCGGCGCGGAGCAUGGGAUCCAGCGGGUUCGGGUGGCACUCUGAGACCGGGCUCGCCGUGCUCAAGCUCUUUGCCGCGGGUCUCUUUGACGAGUACCCUUCCCUGAAAAUCAUCAUUGGGCAUUUCGGGGAGAUGUUACCCUUCAUGAUGGAGCGCGUGGAAAAGCUCUCGGUGCGGUGGGGUCCGCGACGGCGCGGAUGGCGGGAGGUGUGGGAGGGGAAUGUGUGGGUUACCACGAGCGGGGUGUGGGGUCUCGCGCCGCUGGCGUGCGUGUUGAGGAAUACGCCCGUGGAACAUAUCUUGUAUAGCGUCGAUUAUCCUUUUGAGAAGAAUGAGAAUGGGCUUGCGUGGAUGAGGGAAUUGAGGGAUAGUGGGAUGGUGACGGGGGAGCAGCUUGAGAUGAUUGCGUUUCGGAAUGCUGAGAGGUUGCUGAGGGUUGAGGCGCCGUGAUGGGGCGUGGGUCCUGUGUAAGUGGGUGACUGGGAAGUGGUCUCGAGGGAAUAUCGAGUCUAGUUUCGUUCUGAGGCACACCGAUCUCCGUCCACACACCUGGCUCGACAUUGAGGAAAUCAAAAGACACCGUUUCCCUCUCCAUCCAUCACGAUCGUGAGUCGUGACUGGCCAAGACCCCCCAUCUCCACGGCCCCGUUCCCCUCCCACAAUCAUCAUCUCCUCCCCUUCCGCCCCGCCCACGAUGCCCUCUCUCGCUUCUUGGUACCACCCACCAAACGAGUUCCCACACAAGAUCGUCUCUAUGGCUCAGUCGGUAGAGCGUUGGUCUCAUAUCAAAUACAUAUGACUCUGGGAGACAUCCCGGGGGUUAUCCAAAGGUCGCAAGUUCGAGCCUUGCUAGGGACAUUUGAUUUUGCUAC
Messenger RNA from Colletotrichum acutatum, 1587 nucleotides. RefSeq lists its product as uncharacterized. The record is from RefSeq and is a predicted model, not a curated record. Gene Ontology annotation, cellular component: cytoplasm; cytosol. Gene Ontology annotation, biological process: secondary metabolic process. The transcript has a single exon. Bases 5 to 1165 code for a protein of 386 amino acids. Lineage: Eukaryota; Fungi; Ascomycota; Sordariomycetes; Glomerellales; Glomerellaceae. Gene Ontology annotation, molecular function: carboxy-lyase activity; hydrolase activity.